ACAACUUCCGGCUAGAAUGAUUUUAUAAACAAUUUCUUGUUUGUGUUUGGCGUUUGGAGCACGUUAGGUUGUUGUGGAUCAAGGACUGAUUUUUGUGUUUUGUAUAAUAAGAGUUGCUCUUUAAAACCUUCAAGAUGGGGAAAGGUUUUAAUAAUUAUAUGACUAAAAAGUUUUUUCAUCCAGCGAGUAAAGACAACAUAAAACGUAAAUGGAUGGCAGAACAGAAAACAGCGUUUGAAAAGAAACAACAGGAGGAUUUGCUAGCACAGUAUCAAAAAGAACAGGAAGUCCUGAGCAACAGAGCCCUCCUUGGAGACGAGAAGGCCAAGCUUGGACUGAGCUUCUUGUAUGAUGCACCACCCGGUCUGAAGAAAAAAGAGGAGUCUGAGGGUCAGCAACAGGAAGUGAAGUUUGAGUGGCAGAGAAAGUACAACGCUCCCCGUGAGGCAUAUGCGAAGGAUGAUGACACUAUCAGGGACCAGCCAUUUGGUAUUGAGGUCAGAAACGUGCGCUGCAUCAAGUGUCGACAGUGGGGUCACGUGAACACAGACAAAAUCUGUCCUCUCUACAGCAGGAACUUGACGGCAGAACCAGAAAUGCCGGAGACCAGCAGCUCUGGUAUACUGGAUGGCCUACGUGAAGAUGGCUUUGCCAUCAAGGACAGUGUGCUGGGACGUAUGAUGGGGUCAGAGCCAGAAAGACACCACAAGAUCCUGGCUCAAGAAGAUGAGGAAGAUCCAGAAGUGAAGUUCCUCAAGUCCCUUACGCCCAAACAGAAGAAGAAACUGUUGAAGAAGCUGAACAAGCUGCAGUCUUCCUCUGGCAAAGAGAAGAAAAAGAAGAGCAAGAAAAGGAAAUCACAGUCUGACAGCAGCGACUCAGAGUCUUCAGAUGGUGAGCUGGUACGGAAGGAUGCAUCUCACAAAGUGAAAAAGUCAAAAGGGUCAUCCCACAAACACAAGAGGAGAGAGAGGAGUGAUUCGGAGGAAGAGGAGGAGGAGCCAAGGAGAAAGCAAAGACGAGACCACAGGGAGGAGAGAAGAGAACAGCACUCGCAUGGAGGUAGUCGUGACCGCUCCAGGAGCAGGGAGAGAACUCACAAGAGACACAGGUCCCCGGAUCACGACAGUAGAAAGAGGAGACAUGACAGAGACUGAUGGUUGAUUCCUAGUAGUUGUCAUGAGUUGAUUUUUUAGAGAAAGGAGGGUGUAUUUGUUAGAGUAAAAGAUCUAUUGGAACUUCGAUCAGGAGAAUUGAAAGAUGAGAGAUAGAAAGACUUAACAUUUUAGAUUAAGAUUCACGGAGUGAUCAGAAGUUGAUGUUUGAGUUUGGAAAGCAGGAGGGUUUUGUUAAAUGAGACAGAAGAACAAUUAGAGUCUUAAUUGAGAAAGUUGAAAGAGGUGUUGUAAUGAAUAAUCAAUGAAUUUUGAGUAAUGUCCAUGUUAUUAUUGAUUUUUUUUAAAGGAAUGAGGUUUUCAUUUAUUUAAGUUGAACAGGUAUUAGAACAGAUUGGGAUGGUUGAAAGAUGAGAUGUGAUAGAGAUUUUUCUUGCAAAGUGAUACUUAAUACUUUACGCUAAAGUUAUGAUGUGAAUACACUGCUAUAUAUUCUGACUCACAGAUGAUGAAGUGUUGGGCAAGAAUUCCUAGUAUUGGGCAGAACAACUAUUCUGAGAAGUCGUCUUUGAAAUUAAGAAUUGACUCCUCACUCUCAAAUUAUAUUGAAGAACGGCAACAGACUUAAUUUUUCUUAGUCACGAGAAGAAAUUGAUCUGGUCAAGAGUUAUAGUCUCCACUCUAUUAGUGACUGUGUUGCCACAUGUAGAUAUUUGUGUAAAAACGUGUUGUAAUAAUUAAUAAAGACAUCAAUGUGUUUCC
Molecule: messenger RNA, 1877 nt
Organism: Aplysia californica (California sea hare)
Lineage: Eukaryota; Metazoa; Mollusca; Gastropoda; Aplysiida; Aplysiidae
Product: corepressor interacting with RBPJ 1
Exons: 9
Coding region: 135-1157 (340 amino acids)
Biological process (GO): negative regulation of DNA-templated transcription
Cellular component (GO): nucleus
Molecular function (GO): transcription corepressor activity
Source: RefSeq, a predicted model, not a curated record